GGUAUAGCAAUUAGUAGCAAUUUGAGUGGUUUUAAAUAGAGGAAAUUGAAUGGCGUGGUGGAAAGUGCAACUUACAUUCAUUCAUUGAAUUUUCUCUUGUGCUGCUGGUAAGUGCCAGAGCUCAAAAUGGUGUCGUUUUUGUCUCUCCCUGCCGUUUCCGCUCGUCCCAUUCCCACCGCUUUCUCUCUCAGAAAGCCUCUCAUUCCAACUCCACCCACUUUCCAUUUCAAAAAUCACCGGUUUGCAGUUAACUGCAGUUUUGCAGAAGCAGGUGUCAGCCCGAAUUCUAAAUCCAACACCAUAGAUGUUGUGGCUAAUAUUAAAAGUGAAAGGAUUGUAGUCUUAGGAGGGAAUGGCUUUGUUGGUUCUGCCAUAUGCAAGGCAGCAGUCUCCAGGGGCAUAGAAGUCAUAAGCCUAAGCAGGUCUGGACGACCUACUAACUCAGAUGCAUGGGUAGAUCAAGUUAAUUGGAUUUCAGGAGAUGUUUUUUAUGUAAACUGGGAUGAAGUACUUGUUGGAGCUACUGCAGUGGUUUCAACACUUGGAGGUUUUGGUAGUGAUGAACAGAUGAAACGAAUUAAUGGCGAAGCAAAUGUUGUGGCUGUGAACGAGGCAAAGGAUUAUGGAAUUCCCAAAUUCAUUUUAAUCUCAGUUCAUGAUUAUAACCUACCAUCAUUUUUACUAUCAUCUGGGUACUUUACGGGAAAGAGGAAAGCAGAAUCUGAGGUUCUUGCUAAAUACCCCAAUUCAGGUAUUGUAUUAAGACCUGGAUUCAUAUAUGGGAAGAGGAGAGUGGAUCGUUUUGUGGUUCCUUUGGAUUUGGUGGGGGAGCCAGCAGAAAGAAUUCUAAGGGCAGUUGAGAACAUCACCAAACCUUUAAGCUCACUUCCUGCAUCUGAUCUACUAUUGGCUCCACCUGUUAGUGUUGAUGAUGUUGCGUUGGCAGUUAUCAAUGGUGUCACAGAUGAUGACUUCUUUGGUAUUUUCACAAUUGACCAGAUCAAGGAAGCUGCCAAUAAAGUAAGGGUAUGAUCCACACAUAAAAGCUGCAAUAGAAUAAUUGUACAGGGAGUAAGAGUAAAUACAAUGAGGCCAUUUUCCCCGUUAGUUAACAGCGGCAGCUUUUGGAGCAAAAUCUGUAAGGCAGCAGUGUGUGGGGAGAAUGGUGGUUUAAAAACAUUUUAAAUGAAAUAAACAGAGGUUCGUAUCUUUUUUCGUUAUUAUGUGUUAUUAGUUUGUGAUUGGACCA
Molecule: messenger RNA, 1249 nt
Organism: Cajanus cajan (pigeon pea)
Lineage: Eukaryota; Viridiplantae; Streptophyta; Magnoliopsida; Fabales; Fabaceae
Product: NAD(P)-binding Rossmann-fold superfamily protein
Cellular component (GO): mitochondrion
Molecular function (GO): protein-containing complex binding
Source: RefSeq, a predicted model, not a curated record